Messenger RNA from Stylophora pistillata, 2755 nucleotides. RefSeq lists its product as uncharacterized. Gene Ontology annotation, biological process: regulation of transcription by RNA polymerase II. Lineage: Eukaryota; Metazoa; Cnidaria; Anthozoa; Scleractinia; Pocilloporidae. The record is from RefSeq and is a predicted model, not a curated record. Gene Ontology annotation, molecular function: DNA-binding transcription factor activity, RNA polymerase II-specific; RNA polymerase II cis-regulatory region sequence-specific DNA binding.
CAAUCAAAACUGAAUUUUUUUAUAGAUCACCCACGCUUUAAACAAAUAGUGGAACGAAUUUAAACGUGAUGUUUACUCGAUAAGUAAAUUUUUCUUUCUCGCUUUAAAAGGCCUUGUUGCGAAGCAGCGAAAAUGACAGCUGAGGCACAUGGUUUCCUUUUACAAUUGCGUUAAGAGCUGUCAGUCAAAAGGAGCAGAACGCUCAGUGAUUGGCCAAUAUCUCGAAGCCAUUUGAGUGCUUCUGUAAGCAGCUGUCUUCUCGAACUUAGCGUUUGUCAUAAAAAGGGAGCUCGUGGAUUCGAGUGCAGCGUUUAGCAGGAACAGAAAAUGAUUUGUGAAAGCAAUCAGAAGACUAUUCAAACGUAAUGACGGCCAUGACAUUCCAUCGGGGACAAAUGGAGUAUAUACAACCGCCCCAGAAUUCUCAGGAAAUCCAACCCUCUCCUCUGGCCCUGCUAGCUGCGACUUGUAGUAAGAUCGGACAGGGAUUUGAAGCGCCUCAAAACAUCCUACAAGCGCCGAUCAACCAACUAGCGACACACCAUGAGUUCGCGACCUCGUGGGCUACGGAACAGAGCGGAUCGACGCAUACAAAUGACGAUGUCUACAACUCCAAUACACCGAACGUUCUCCAGACGCAAAAUCACUCCAACUCGGGUCUAUAUGCCUCCAUAAACCAGGUGGAACAAAGCCAGAUGUAUUAUGCAGCCGUUACGUCAAGUCCUGUUCUUUCACAACAAGGACUUCUAACAAACACCGAAGCCAGCGUUAAUCUCGCAUAUACCCCGGAAUACGACUUGUCUAAAACGGUGGAUGGCGUAUGGACUGUAAAAUCCGACUCAGGAGAAACUAAUACUGCGAUCGGAACCCAGUGGUGGCACGGAAAGCCUUUGUCUUGGGCUAAAAGCACAAGUAGCCCUUCGCAUCAAUUUGUGGUGUCUCCUUCUUACCCAACAACUGUGGGAACUAGCGACGCAGGUAUUUCCAUGGUAGAACAACAGGGACAAGAUGCGGCAGUGGACAACAAUUCACAGAAUCCCGCCUACGUUCAAGUAACCAGGACACCACAAGGGCAGAUUAUUUUAACUCAAGAAAGCUCAGAACCAAAUAAAUGGCUUUCUACUGGAACGGUUAAUGUAAUCGCUGCGGCAUCAAACGCUGCGAACGGAAAUGCAGCUAUUCAGGUACAAGUCCAUCCCGAAUCGCCGCAAGAAACGCAAAAUGUCAGCGUUGGUGUCGGGCAAGGGAACAAUCGGCGGCUUCGACGGGUCGCAUGCACUUGUCCUAAUUGUAGAGAAGGCGAAGGACGAACAGCUGAUGGCCGUAAGCAACAUAUCUGUCAUAUUCCAGGUUGUGGAAAAGUUUAUGGCAAGACAUCUCACUUGCGGGCGCAUCUGCGAUGGCACACGGGCGAGCGGCCGUUUGUGUGCAAUUGGCUAUUUUGCGGAAAACGAUUCACUCGAUCCGACGAGUUGCAACGCCAUAGAAGAACUCAUACAGGUGAAAAACGUUUUGCAUGUCCAGAAUGCGGCAAACGUUUCAUGCGAAGCGACCAUCUGUCAAAGCAUGUACGGACACACUCAAACGGAAAGACGGUCAAAGGGAAUGGCGUGAUGGGUUCUGGAGAAACCAUCGCGAUUCGACCGAUCCCGCAACAAGAAAUUUCAAACUUGCCAGCAAUUGAACCACGGCCUGAGGAGAUUAAAACUAAAGUGGAAAGUGAUCGUUCGGCAGUUGUGGAAGUAGAUCUUCCCAAUGUUGCGGUCGCUGUUGAACAGAAUCAAUUGAGUGAGAAUGAAUAUUUUACGGGCGAUGCGACAGAACACUAUCUAGACGACAUGAGUGUUGCUCACGAAUUCGUUGCAGUUCGAAUGGAUGGGACUCCUGGCACAGCUAUUUUAGUACAGGCUCAAAACUUAAACAUUAGUCAGGAUGUCUAAGGAAAAUGGGGAGGUAAUAAAACUAUCCGUUCUUUGAAGAUGAGAAAAAAGCAUCGAUGUAAAAGCGGCAACAUUUCGUUCAAUAUAUUUAAAUUUGAAACAUGUUGCAGAAGUAUUUAGGCUUUUUAGAUUUAUGGAGAACGGGUAUGAAAUGAUUUUUCGAUUUAAAGGGCGCAAGAUUUUCGUGGUUCUAUCGAGUCGAUCAAAAAAAUUGGAUCAAACCCAAUUUGAAAAGCGUUGUGUAUACAAUUUAUUCAAACAAUCUAUGUAGGUAUGUUUUGGAAAGUAAACAAAAGUUUGCGAUGCCCUAAUUGAAGCGAAGUAAGUAAGAAAAUUCUAAAAUCACCGCACCAGUUACUGUCUUCAAGUCAAAGGAUUCGUGAUCUUCUGGACACAAAGAAAUCACUUAAUGUGUGAUUAUUUUUUAUACGAUUCAAACUGAAAUUUUGAGGCCUUGUAAGAAGUUAUUGAAUUAUUUAUAACUGUUUGAAAGUUUCACCCGAAACAGAAAGGAAUUUUAAUAUCAGCUUUAGUUUACUUGAAAGUUGUAAUCAUACUUCUAAGCAUACUUCUAAGCAUAACAAGAAUCUUGCCAAAAGUGACCUGUACAGAAUACAACAAAUAUGGAAAACUAGGAUUUUUUUAAAGUUGCUGGCUGUGAAUGAAAAAGAUCUUUGCUGGAAUCAUGGAUAUCUUUUUUUAAAAUGUAUAUUUGUACAAAGAGGAAGUCGUAUUCUGACCAAUCUAUUUUUAUCAAACUUAGUCAAGGAAUUUAUGGCUUUGAAAUGUCAGUAAAAUGAUUUACAACUGUCUUA